This is a messenger RNA of Zychaea mexicana, 1996 nucleotides long. Its product is annotated as carboxyl transferase. Gene Ontology annotation, molecular function: propionyl-CoA carboxylase activity. The record is from RefSeq and is a predicted model, not a curated record. The coding region runs from base 37 to 1662 and encodes 541 amino acids. The transcript has 6 exons. NCBI's taxonomy places the organism in Eukaryota, Fungi, Mucoromycota, Mucoromycetes, Mucorales, Lichtheimiaceae. Gene Ontology annotation, cellular component: mitochondrion.
CUUCUACCCCACAUUUUUAAUACACACUUGUGUUUCAUGUUAUCAACGAAAACACGUCUCUGGCAGCGAGCCUUUCUCUCUUCUUCUUCCUCUUUUUGUCACCGGCGACAACACCACCGCGACUUUUUUCUUCGCCAGGCUCAGUUUUAUUACUAUUCGUCCAUUGCUUCUAAACGACAAGAGGCGUAUAACGGUGGUGGCGAAUCAAAACAUAAAACUCAACAUGACAAGGGCAAAUUAUCAGCACGCGAAAGACUCGAUUUACUAUUGGACUCGGGUUCCUUUCGAGAAUAUGACGCAUUUGUCGAACAUGAAUGCACAGACUUUGGCAUGGAUUCAAAAAAGAUAGCUGGCGACGGUAUAGUGACAGGACACGGCACAAUCCAUGGCCGACGCGUUUUUGUAUACAGCCAAGACUUUACCGUGUUCGGCGGCAGUUUAUCUCGAACGAACGCCAACAAGAUUCUCAAAGUGAUGGAUCAAGCCAUGCUUGUGGGUGCACCUGUGAUUGGACUACAAGACUCGGGCGGUGCACGGAUCCAAGAAGGUGUCAACUCGUUGGCGGGUUAUGCUGACAUUUUUCAAAAGAACGUAUUGGCUUCGGGCGUGGUUCCACAGUUAUCCGUCAUCAUGGGACCUUGUGCGGGUGGUGCCGUUUAUUCACCUGCGCUGACGGACUUUGUGUUUAUGGUAAAAGACACAUCCCACAUGUUUGUCACUGGCCCUGAUGUGGUGAAAGCCGUGACCAAUGAACAAGUCACUCAGGAAGCUUUGGGUGGUGCGAGAACGCAUACAGCAAAAAGUGGGGUGGCUCAUAAUGCGUAUGCAAAUGAUAUGGAAGCGUUGCAACGAGUACGCGAUUUGGUGGAUUAUUUACCCCUUUCCAACCGUGAACAAGCGCCUGUUCGUCUGUUUGGAGACCCGGUGGAUCGACAAGACGAAGCAUUGGAUACGAUUGUCCCGGCAAAUUCGAACAUGGCCUAUGAUAUGCGUGAAGUAAUACAGCGCGUUAUGGAUCAACAUUCGUUCUAUGAGAUUGGGCCUGAAUAUGCACCCAAUAUCCUUGUAGGAUUUAGUCGAAUGGCAGGACAAACCGUCGGCGUGGUCGCCAACCAACCACUGAUAUCAUCGGGCGCACUCGAUAUGGACGCAUCUGUCAAAGCAGCACGCUUCAUUCGGUUCUGUGAUGCAUUCAAUAUACCCCUCGUCUCAUUUGUCGAUGUGCCUGGAUUCCUACCCGGCACGGCACAGGAACACGGCGGCAUUAUUCGCCAUGGCGCCAAACUGGUAUACGCUUAUUGUGAAGCUACUGUACCAAAGUUGACCGUCAUUACUCGAAAAGCCUAUGGUGGUGCUUACAUUGUCAUGAGCUCCAAAAACAUGCGUGGUGAUUACAAUGUUGCCUGGCCAACGGCGGAAAUUGCAGUCAUGGGAGCAACAGGUGCUGUGGAGAUCAUAUUUAGAAACAAGCCCGGCAAGGAUGCAUUAGAAGCAGAAUACAAGGCAAAGUUUACAACACCUUUGGCGGCUGCUCGACAAGGAUAUUUGGAUGAUAUCAUUGAACCAAGAACGACACGUGCAAGACUUAUUGAGCAGCUGGAACUACUCAAAACCAAGUCAAUGCAGAACCCUUGGAAAAAACACGGCACAGGCCCCUUAUGAAGGAAUAAAUUUCCGGUGGAAAAAAAGAGAGAUUUGCAGCGGGCAGUUCUGAGGUCGACUGGAUAUCAAGUUUAUUGGGAUACAUUCAUCAUAUGAAUUGAAGGAGCGAGAAGAGGGGGGUGGGGUGCAGAUUAGAGAGAGAGGGAAAAAAGAAAAAGAGAUAAUUCAAGAAUCACUAUUAGGGAGUUUUGUGGAAAGAAAGUUAGGGUGUGAAUUAGUCACUUUCCUUGUUUCUUGGAGAAGAGAACCAGAAAGAGAUUUUUUUUUUGUUCUUGUAGUAAAAACAGUUUAUUACUUUUUCCUUGAAAAGAAGGAACAAUGUGUAACAUUGAGG